AUGACGAUCAAAAAGCAGAAGCGAACGGUCGAUACAGACAACAUCCAGGGCAGCAUUUGGCCCCGCCUCCCCAAGAAUAAUGAAUCCUACCUCUUCUUCAAGAUUACCAACAAGGAAAGGUUCAGACAACACCUCCGAGGCGUGCUGGACCGAGGGCUAAUCACCACCGGUACGGAAUGCGAAAAAUACCUGAGGGACAUUGGCGAGUUUGAAGAAGCAUGUGCGUAUUCUCGCCGUGCGGUGCCCGAAAACGAACGGCUACCCUUCACGGCGAUCAAUAUUGCGUUCACUCAUAUGGGAUUGCUCAAGGUGGAACAUCCAGACGUCGAGGUGAAUUAUGCCAUGGCCCUCGAGGAUGAUCCCGAUGAGUAUUGCCGGGAUCGGCUCAACGAGGGCCUGUUUGAGAAGGGCAUGUUCGAUGACCUGGUCUACGAGUUUGCCGAUAACCCAGAGACUAUGGAUCCUCACUUCAGGGCCCCUCCCGGGAAUGAAACCAAGACCGGUCUCGACCGUUGGAAGUGGAGGGUGGAUGGUGUCUUCAUUGUCGCGGCUCAGAGUGCGACAGCCCUGCGUCGCAAAAUUGCAGAUCUGGAAGGGGCUUUUCAUGUUGGUGAGCCGGAUGAGGUCAGUAUGGAGGUCGCUUUCCGCAAGAACGGUAAUGUUCGCCCUGGUGCGAACCGUGGCAAAGAGCACUUCGGGUACGAAGAUCACAUCUCUCAGCCAAAGAUUCAAGGCUUGGAUGAACCCCCGGCCGAGGGGGAACCUCAGGCCUGUCCUCCUGGCUACAUCUUUCUCGGGCAUCAGGGCGAUCCCGACCGGAGAAGAAACCCCAAAUGGGCCAAGGAGGGGAGUUAUCUGGUGUUCCGGCAGCUCGACCAAAAGGUGCCUGAAUUUGAGACUUUCCUCGAGCAGAAGGCCAAGGAGAUUCCAGGUGACAACUACGCCGGAGAGAAUGGCCCAGAGAAGCUCGGUGCCCAUAUGAUGGGACGAUGGAAGAGCGGAGCGCCCGUCGCCAAAGCCGUCGACCAGGACGACCCCAAAUUGGCGUUUGACAACAAAUUCGACUUCCGACCCAAGAAGAGCAUUAAAGGGUGUCCGUUUGCGGCGCACGCCCGCAAGAUGCGGCCGAGAGCCGAUAAGAAGAAAGACCAUGGAACCGAAGACGAUGGUGACGAUCCCCGAUAUGCCACGCUUCCAAAGCCAGGCGCCAACGAGGCGUUUGAUAUUGGACAGAUGGAGGACGCCAGUGUCAUCCUUCGUCGGGGUAUCACCUUUGGUCCUGAACUGACGGAAGAAGAAAAGCGCCAGAAGAAGACCCUCGAGCACCGGGGUAUCUACUUUACGUGCUACCAGAGUCUCAUUCGGGAUGGGUUCAACUUCCUCAUCACGCGCUGGGGCAGCAACGCCGGCUUCCCGGAGCACAAAGACAAGACCCAUGCGGACGGUCCUGGUAUGGACCCGAUCAUUCGCCAGAGACUCCGUGAGGAUCAUCCCGAGGAUCACAUCAGUUUGUAUGAUGGAAAGGAUGCGUCCAGGACGGUGAAGGUGGACCUUGGGGUUCCCUGGGUUGAUCCAAGAGGUGGCGAAUACUUCUUCACCCCUUCUCUCCGGGCUUUGAGGGAACACUUCUCAGCCGACAUUGUUAACGCACAAGGUCAAGCCGAGCGUCCCGUGCAAGACCAGCUCCCCGAAGACCCGGUGGUGAGGGAUCUACGUGAGAAGGUCGAGGAGUUGGAGCAGAAGAACCGGGCGCUUCAGAACAUCGUCCGGGACCGCGUCGACGAUAUCGGCACCUUGCACGACCAGUUGAAGGAGCAACAAGAAUUGCAUCGGCAGGAUCUGGAGAAGAUCAAGAAAGGUACUCUCGUGGGCUAUGCCGGGUUGAUCCGGUUGGACUUUUUAAACCAGUUGGCGGACGACGAUCUACGGGAGUUGAAACACCAGAUCAUCCGGGCUCUGGGCCAGUUGGCAGGAGAUGUCGACUGGAAGCAGUGGCAAAGUAUCAUUGGCGAUCUCAACAACCGAUACGGAUUCCAGUUAAACUACGGUCAUGGGGGGCAUUUCGAGGGAGAACAUUGGCGAAAGUGGAAAGAGAUCCAGUAUUCGACCAGCGCGUCCGACUACGAUCGCACCGUGGCCUUCCGCAACCGAAUGGGCCAGUGGUGCAGCAAUAGCAAGUGGAAUGCCGCCGGUGGAGAUGCUGGUGGAUGUGCCUUGAUGUGGCUCACUUUUGUCAUCCAGCUGCACGAUGUGUUGCGGGUGUACCGGCCAGAGAUCUUCUAG
Molecule: messenger RNA, 2283 nt
Organism: Aspergillus pseudonomiae
Lineage: Eukaryota; Fungi; Ascomycota; Eurotiomycetes; Eurotiales; Aspergillaceae
Exons: 6
Coding region: 1-2283 (760 amino acids)
Cellular component (GO): cytosol
Molecular function (GO): heme binding; peroxidase activity
Source: RefSeq, a predicted model, not a curated record